UGUAAAAAUUCCGAUGAAUAAACAAAUUGUUUCACGUGAGUAUGACAACAUCUUGCUGGCGAGUCUCUCCUCUAACGAUGGAUUUCGUGGCGAUUCACUCGCCACGUUGCAACAUUCAGUGUCAGUGGACGUAUUUUGAUUAUCAACAUUUCUCAUCGACUCGUCUUUGCCCUCGUUGAACAUCAUCCGUGGACUGUUGAUAUGAUUGAGCCAAUUUUUUACAAUUUACCAGGUGUAUUUUCACGUCACGGUAGCACUGUCCGUCAUCCUGGAUCGUCUUUAGGCACAUGAAAAAAACUGAAAAGGCCUUAACUCGAUUACCUGAGGCCGAGACGACCGAAUAGGGUAGACUGUCACGCGUACAAACAUCCUUGUGAACAGCUGAUCGGCGCUAUAGUGCGUGAAUGGACGACCGUCGUAUCGCGGCUUAACACGUGCGCUUCGUUAAUGAGUUAUUUGUUUUUGUUUGGCGAUUUGGGGCGUGACAUCGAUUUUUUUAUUAUUUAAUUCGGUAGAUUGUUGAGGGAGUGGUGAAGGGAGGGGGAGAUGUGGGGGUUGUGCUCCAAAAUAUAAAACAGUCCGACUUCCAACUUCAACAGCUAGACCACAAAUGAACUACUCCCAACCAAUGAAUGAAUAUCACAGACUUGAAAAUUAAUUUCACCCAUUAAAUCAAUUAAUUAAUUUCAAAACCUAAUUCCACCCAUUAAAAAACUCCUGGACUCGAUGGGUUUGGCUUAAAUUAUGAAUUCUCCAUCUGAAAGGCUCUGAGACUUCCCUGGACGAACCAAACCAUGAAGUCCCUUUUAGUCUUCAUCCCCAGGAACUUCUGCAACGAAGCUCCUGGGUACAUAAACGGCAAAGUUGUCUACGAUCAAGAGAGUGAGAGUAAAAAAUUCUACAUAAUCGGAACUCAAUCAGCCCCUCGAGGGACUCCAAAAAUCCAUUCCGACUUGAUUGGAUAUUAUUCUGGUUCCACUGGGGCUUCCAAGGUCGACAAGAGGGUGUGGGACUGGAUAGAGAUCUCCUCGAAGCCCUCAGCGACCCAAAAAUCCCACGAUUACUACCUGAAAAGUGUGACUGUCGACAAUCAGAGGAUAGAGAUGACCCUGAAGUCCCAGCACACAGUCAAGAUUAUUUACGAUCAGGUGGGGCUGUUGGAGGCCGAGCUAUUCAGGAGUGACGAUCAGCCGGGGAAUCACUUCCUCGAGCUCAAGGAGAUCCUCGAGAGGAGGAAGAUCGAGGUGAAGGAGAAGGGGGUCCUCGUGGGGAUGGUGGAGACUCUCCUCAUGUACACGGUUCUCUGCUUCAUGUACCCUGUGAUGUCACUUGGGGAGGUGACCAACAUGCUGAUGCCUGUGCUGAAGUACUCCACGCUGGGGCUCCAUGUCAAUGGCUGGCUGGAGAACACCAAGUGGACGCUGGCUACUAUCGUUCAGGAGAGGAGGGUCAGCUUGAAAACUAGGAAUCAUAUUUUAGCUACGAUGUUCGAUGUGUCGCUUGGCGUCAUGGCUUUGAGAUUACUGCUGCAUUAUAUCGGGGGGAUACCACCGUCGCAGAUGCUGCUGGAUAAUGCUGAGAAAGUUGUUGAAUCGUUGAAGAGUCUCAUCCACUGGCUGAUGGGAUCCCCAGCAGGACUCAAGCUGAAUCACUCUUUCAACAAGAUGUUGGGGAAUUUCUUCCUCUAUCACAUUCACCUCUGGUGGACAUUCCUAGUCUCCAUAAAACCAGUCAUGGAUUUUUUCUUCGAAGUAUUACUGUUGUUCGGCAGAUUGGGAAUAACCUUCCAGAUAUCAAUCGCUGCUGAUCUCCUGGCACUCGUCAGUUUCCACACCUAUUGUAUUUAUAUUUAUGCAGCUAGACUAUUCAAUAUUCAGAUACGAGGCUUAACAGCUCUGUUUCGCCUCUUCCUCGGGAAGAAGAGAAAUCCUUUGAGAGAACGAGUCGACUCUUGUCAGUACCAGGCCGAUCAGUUAUUCGUUGGAACUCUUUUAUUCACUAUUAUUCUGUUUCUCAUGCCAACGACAUGGGUUUAUUACUCAGUCUUCACUACACUGAGAUUAAUCCUCAUCGGCUUCGGAGGCUUCCUCACGAGACUACGAUUUUACCUCCAAGUGAUUCCUGCCUACACCUUCUUUUGCUGGGUCUUUCGAUCCAGAAGUGCAAACAGUUCAGUAAAAUUGCUGAUGAAAUCCAGGGACAAUACUGGUGCAAUAACCUUGCUGAUGACGACUGUAGCUGCACCCUGGAGAGACACCUGGAAACGAUGCAUCCCAGAUACUCUUACGUACCAUCCCUCCAUAGAGUGGGGAGUGAUUGUGAGCAAUAUAUUCUGGGGUCAACUACUCUACCCUUUGUAAAUGAAUCAACUCAAUCCAAUUAAUUUAAUCAAUUGAAUUAACGUGUAAUGAACAAAACCAAGAGAUCAAAUCCAAAUCGAAUGAAUAAACCCAUUAUUUUUUAUCGUCA
Messenger RNA from Diachasma alloeum, 2469 nucleotides. It is a transcript of the gene PIG-Q, whose product is annotated as phosphatidylinositol N-acetylglucosaminyltransferase subunit Q. Gene Ontology annotation, cellular component: endoplasmic reticulum; membrane. The record is from RefSeq and is a predicted model, not a curated record. Bases 795 to 2360 code for a protein of 521 amino acids. NCBI's taxonomy places the organism in Eukaryota, Metazoa, Arthropoda, Insecta, Hymenoptera, Braconidae. Gene Ontology annotation, biological process: GPI anchor biosynthetic process. The transcript has 6 exons.